AUGAAGAUUGUUUUCGUCGUUCUGGCCGCUUGCUUUCAGCUGGUGCGCUCGUCUUCAAUACUUGUUGACUGGUCAUCAACUACCGUAGCCGAGUCAAUCGCGUAUGUGCUCGAUUACGCGCCAGCUGUAGGCAACCCUCCAGCAGGCAGUUCGCUUAACAGUUCGGCUCGACAAGCCCUCAUUACUGACACCAUACCGGCUUGUGAAUACACUGUCUAUUUAUCGGCUAUCAUGCCGGACGGCAAACGAAGGCAUGUGACGAAGAAGACGAUAUACAGCAGUCCGCUUCCACCAAUCCUCGAUUCAAUCGAAACUGGUGAACACGAAGCGACAGUGUCGUACUUCCCACCCAAGGAGGCGAACAUCACUUUUCAUAUUGGUGAGAGCAUAAAUUUCUUUCUUCAGCUCAAACUGGUAGCCCUUUAG
This is a messenger RNA of Haemonchus placei, 426 nucleotides long. The record is from the annotation of a GenBank genome assembly. Lineage: Eukaryota; Metazoa; Nematoda; Chromadorea; Rhabditida; Trichostrongylidae.